GCUCAGUUAUUGUUGUUGUGGUCAACAAGGCAUGCAGGGGACCAGCCAUAGGCAAGAAAAAAGGGGCAAUUGUUGUUUCGCUGCUCGGAAGCUUUCCCGACCACCACGAAACCUAGGAGCAGCAAAGCAAUGCCAUGAGGGCUUUGCCUCGUCUCCGCAGCUCCUUCUGGGAAGCCAAGUGAUAUUCCCAGCAUUGAUGCAGCGUGUAAUGCAUUUGUGGGAAAGGAGAGAGGGAGGGUGGCCGGGGGAGGCGGCCGCCACUGGCGAGCUAUCAGGGGAACUGUGUUGUUUCUGCAGCGUGACACUGUCUGGGCUUGGUAAGCGCCGCCGGCUAUGGGUUUGAAACGAUGCAACAAGCAAUCCAGUAUCCCCCGCAGGAUGAGCCAGGCCCAGGCGAGCAGAGGCGACGAGAGCCUCGUCCGUUAAGGUCAGCGAGCCCAAAUGGGAAAGAAACGCAUCCCGAGGGAAAGAGGCUGACUGGACUCUUCCUUUCUUGGUGGAGCGCGGCGUAUUGACACGAGGGCGAGAGGAGGAGGAGGAGCGGCGCUGGGAUCUGAAGGGCAACUACUGAUAACCAAGGGAGAGAGAGGGAGAAGUCAAGGCGUCUGCUUGCACGGUUUCACUGCCCGGUGUCAAGCACGAGAAUAGGGACCCGGAGAAAGAUGGGAGAGCGGGGCCGAGGAAGGCUAUAACAAAGCAAGACCUUCCACCCCUCGAGCAAGCAGGCUGCAGCCCAGGGCAGGCCACUGUGCCGCAUGUAUAUGUUGCGCACAGAGAUUGAUAUCCCCGCCCCCGCCCGUCUUUUCCCUUGAGGGUCACUCAGGCAAAAAAUAAAGCCCCAAACGCAAGACUCUCAGCACGCAGCAGGUCUCUCAGUGCAGAGACCCUCGUCUCCCGCCACGGUGUUGUGAACGGACGCCCGCCCCUUCAGAGCGACUAAAGAUGACAGUGCCGCAUCGCUCCCGGGCCCCCCCCCCGCGGUCUCAAAAUGCUAACCGGGCAGCCUUCAAAAGAAUUCAACAGGAUUUAACCUGGCAGCUCACUUAGGAAGGUGCUUCGCGUCGCGCGACCCGCUGCAGGUCUGCUCAGCAGUCGGCCCCGCUGCACUCACUCCCACUGAAGGGCGCGCAGGGCAGUCUAAACAUGACAGAGGCGAGAAUGACCCGCGGCGGAAUGGGGUGCGAGGGCGGGCGAAGACGCAGGAGGAGCAACCGAGGGAAGGAGAAAAAGACGGAGGUGGAGGUCACCUCCAGGGCCGGGUGUGUGGCGUCCGUGACGUCCUGGAGCCGCCGCCGCCUCCUCCCUCUUCCCCUGCGCUCGCUCGCUCGCUCUCUGACCGCUAGCCGAGCGCAGAGAUUUGCUGCUAAUGAAAUCGGAGAGGGAGGAAGCCCUUUCCAUUGGAGGCACACACGUGCUCCCACGCCGCUCGGGGAGGGGGCAUGGGCGUUUCCUUGGACAGCUUGCACGGCAACAGCCCCCUCCCUCCAGCCUUUUUGUGCCGUUCCCCCAGGCUUCUUUGCUGCCUGGAGUCGUGGAGGGAGCUGAUCAGGCAGUGUCAAAACUUUAACCAUGGCUGGUUAUCUCUCCCCUGGUGCUUACUUCUACACUGAGGAACAGGAGUACCUGCAGGCUUAUGAAGAUGUGCUGGAGAGAUACAAAGAUGAACGGGACAAAGUACAAAAGAAAACAUUCACAAAAUGGAUAAACCAGCAUCUUAUGAAGGUUCGCAAACACGUGAAUGACCUGUAUGAAGACCUGCGAGAUGGACAUAACUUGAUCUCUCUCUUAGAAGUUCUUUCAGGAGACACCUUGCCAAGGGAGCGAGAUUUUUUGAAGACCUUACGGUUGGUGAGUUCAACAGAAGCAUGCCCGUAUGAACAGCAUGAGGAUGAGGAGGAUGAGGAUAAGGGGCCCAGAGAGAAAGGUCGGAUGCGUUUUCACAGACUACAGAAUGUACAAAUUGCACUUGAUUAUUUGAAAAAACGACAGGUGAAACUGGUGAACAUUAGGAACGAUGACAUAACAGAUGGGAAUCCCAAGUUGACUUUGGGAUUAAUAUGGACCAUAAUUUUGCACUUUCAGAUUUCUGACAUCCAUGUUACUGGAGAGUCAGAGGAUAUGUCUGCUAAAGAGAGAUUGCUCCUGUGGACACAGCAGACAACUGAGGGUUAUGCUGGAAUUCGUUGUGAAAAUUUCACUACCUGCUGGCGAGAUGGGAGAUUAUUUAAUGCCAUCAUUCAUAAAUACAGGCCGGACCUGAUAGACAUGAAUACCGUUGCUGUUCAAAGCAACCUUGCAAAUUUAGAACACGCUUUUUUUGUAGCAGAAAAACUUGGUGUUGCCAGACUUCUAGAUCCUGAAGAUGUUGAUGUCUCCUCACCUGAUGAGAAGUCAGUAAUCACUUAUGUGUCAUCACUUUAUGAUGCAUUUCCCAAAGUACCAGAAGGUGGUGAAGGCAUCAGUGCACAUGAUGUUGAAGUCAAGUGGGUUGAAUACCAGAAUAUGGUGAACUACCUCAUCCAGUGGAUCAGGCACCAUGCCACAAUAAUGGCUGACAGAGCGUUUCCAAACAAUCCUGUGGAACUUAAGGCACUUUAUAACCAAUAUUUACAAUUUAAAGAAACAGAAAUUCCACCAAAGGAAACAGAUAAAUCAAAAAUCAAGCAUCUAUAUAAAUUAUUGGAGGUUUGGAUAGAAUUUGGGCGUAUCAAGCUCCCUCAAGGCUACCAUCCAAAUGACAUAGAGAAAGAAUGGGGGAAGCUAAUUAUUGCUAUGCUGGAAAGAGAGAAAAUGCUUCGACCAGAAGUUGAAAGGUUAGAAAUGCUGCAGCAGAUUGCAAACAGAGUUCAGCGAGACAGCCUGACCUGCGAAGAUAAACUAAUCCUUGCUCGAAAUGCUGUGCAGUCAGAUGGAAAACGGUUAGAUUCAGGUUUGCAAUUCCAGAAUGAAGCAGAGAUUGCUGGUUAUCUACUUGAAUGUGAGAAUCUGCUACGCCAACAAGUCAUGGAUGCCCAGAUUCUUAUUGAUGGAAAAUAUUAUCAGGCAGAUCAGCUUGUCCAGAGGGUUGCAAAACUACGAGAUGACCUUAUGGCCUUAAGAGCAGAGUGCUCCUCAAUAUACAGCAAGGGGAGGACACUGACGACAGAACAGACCAAGAUGAUGAUAUCAGGAAUAACACAAAGCUUAAACUCAGGAUUUGCACCGAACUUAAGCCCUAGUUUAAACUCUGGAUUGAGCCAGGGCUUAUCACCCUCCUUGACGUCAUCCAGUCUCACAUCAGGCUUAUCAUCGGGUCUUUCAUCAAGACUGACUCCAACCUUCACUCCAGCAUACACACCAGGCUUCCCACCACGGUUAAUUCAAAGCUACAUAACAGGAGUUGACACGGGUGCACUACAAACCCUCAAAUUGAUGCAGAUCCGAAAACCCCUGAUGAAAUCCGCCUUUAUUGAUCAGAAUUUAACGGAGGAGGAAGUCAACAUGAAAUUUGUCCAGGACCUUUUAAGAUGGGUUGAUGAAAUGCAGGUGCAACUUGAUCGGGCUGAAUGGGGUUCAGAUUUGCCAAGUGUUGAAAGCCAUGUAGAAAAUCACAAGAAUGUCCACAAAGCUAUUGAAGAAUUUGAGUCAAGCCUUAAAGAAGCAAAAAUCAGUGAGAUCCAAAUGACCGCUCCCCUUAAACUCAGCUAUGCAGAAAAAUUGCACAAACUGGAGAGCCAAUAUGCAAAACUCUUGAAUACAUCAAGAAAUCAGGAAAGACACCUUGAUACCCUUCACAAUUUUGUAUCACGUGCUACCAGGGAAUUGAUAUGGUUGAAUGAAAAAGAAGAGGAGGAGGUUGCUUAUGACUGGAGUGAAAGAAAUACAAACAUAACAAGGAAAAAAGAAUAUCAUGCAGAUCUGAUGAGAGAACUUGAUCAGAAAGAAGAAGUUAUUAAAUCGGUUCAGGAAAUAGCAGAACAAUUGCUCCUUGAAAACCAUCCUGCAAGGUUAACUAUUGAGGCCUACAGAGCUGCUAUGCAAACACAGUGGAGCUGGAUUUUACAGCUUUGCCAAUGUGUUGAACAGCAUUUAAAAGAAAACACUGCAUAUUUUGAGUUUUUCAACGACGCCAAAGAGGCCAUGGAUUACUUGAAGAAUUUAAGAGAUGCCGUACAACGAAAGUACAGUUGUGAUAGAACCAGCAGUAUCCAUAAACUGGAAGAUGUGAUCCAGGAAUCCAUGGAGGAAAAAGAACAGCUCCUGCAGUACAAGAGCAUGGUGGCUGGUCUUGUGGGGAGAGCAAAGACAAUAGUUCAGCUGAAGCCGAGAAAUCCGGAUAAUCCGCUCAAAACGUCCAUCCCAAUUAAAGCCAUCUGUGACUACAGACAAAUUGAGAUAACGAUCUAUAAAGAUGAUGAAUGUGUACUAGCAAGCAACUCCCAUCGGGCAAAAUGGAAAGUGAUUAGUCCAAGUGGUAAUGAGGCAAUGGUUCCCUCUGUAUGUUUUACAGUUCCUCCACCAAACAAAGAAGCAAUAGACACUGCAAACAGAAUUGAACAGCAAUAUCAGAAUGUCCUAGCACUUUGGCACGAAUCACAUAUAAACAUGAAGAGUGUGGUCUCCUGGCACUACUUGACAAAUGAAAUUGAAACAGUUCGAGCUGGUAAUGUUGCUUCGAUAAAGACACUUUUGCCAGGUGAACACCAACAGGUUCUAAGCAACUUGCAGUCCCGCUUUGAUGACUUCCUGGAAGACAGUCAGGAAUCUAAAAUAUUUUCAGUUGCUGACAUUACACAACUGGAAAGGGAGGUGAAUGUGUGCAAGCAGUACUACCAAGAGCUCCUUAAGUCGGCAGAGAGAGAGGAGCAUGAGGAAUCCAUCUACAACCUAUACAUAUCUGAAGUUCGAAACAUCCGACUUCGGUUGGAGAAUUGUGAAGAUCGUUUGAUCAGGCAGAUCAGAACGCCUCUAGAGAGAGAUGAUCUACAUGAAAGUGUAUUUAGGAUCUCUGAACAAGAGAAACUGAAGAAGGAGCUGGAUCGACUCAAAGAAGACUUGGAGACAAUAACUGAUAAAUGUGAUGAUUUUUUCAGUCAAGCUGCUGGUUCGCCCUCUGUUCCUACCCUGCGGUCAGAGCUUAACCUUGUAAUUCAAAAUAUGAAUCAGAUUUACUCCAUGUCUUCCAUUUACAUUGAAAAGUUAAAAACUGUAAAUUUGGUGCUCAAAAACACACAAGGAGCUGAAGCACUAGUAAAACAGUAUGAGACUAAACUAUGUGAAGAAGAGCCGCUAACUGCUGACAAAAGUAAUAUCGAGAACCUGAUGGGUACUUUAAAGCAAUGGAGAUCAGAGGUUGAUGAAAAAAGACAAGUAUUCCAUGCUCUGGAAGACGAACUCCAGAAGGCUAAAGCAAUUAGUGAUCAGAUGUUUAAGUCACACAAGGAACGUGAUCUUGACUUUGACUGGCACAAAGAGAAAGCUGAUCAGCUAACGGAGAGAUGGCAAAACGUUCAUUCUCAAAUUGAAAACAGGUUGCGUGACUUAGAGGGUAUCAGUAAAUCCCUAAAGUACUACAGAGAUACUUAUGGGGCACUGGAUAACUGGAUUAAGCAAGUUGAAGAAACUCAGCAAAGGUUUCAGGAAAACCCUCCUCAAACCAGUAAAGCCCUGGCCAAACAGCUAAACCAGCAAAAGAUGCUGAUUUCUGAAAUAGAGACAAAACAAAACAAACUAGAUGAAUGCCAGAAAUAUUCAGAGCAGUACUCAGCUGCGGUAAAGGACUAUGAGUUGCAAAUGAUGACAUACAGGGCCAUGGUUGACUCCCAGCAAAAAUCUCCAGUGAAACGCCGAAGAAUGCAGAGCUCCUCUGAUUUCAUAAUACAAGAGUUCAUGGAUUUACGAACACGCUAUACAGCUUUGGUUACCUUGAUGACUCAGUACAUUAAGUUUGCUGGUGACUCUCUGAAAAGGCUAGAGGAGGAAGAGAAAUCAGUGGAAGAUGAAAAGAAAGAACAUGUUGAGAAAGCUGGGAAUUUACUGAAAUGGGUUUCUAACGUCACCAAGAGCAUCAGCAAAGAUGGAGGAGAAAGGCCUGAAAAAGCAGAUUUUCUUAAGAAACAGAUUUCCUCUAAAGAACUGUCAACCAAGAAAGAACAGAUAUCGGAGGCUUUGCAAACAUCACAGUCAUUUUUAGCAAAACAUAGUGAUAAAAUGACGGAGGAAGAGAAAAAUGAAAUGGAAACUCAUGUGAGCUCCUUGCAAGAAGCUUAUAAACUGUUGUCCAAUGAAGAUUUGAAGCAGUUGCAGGAAGAGCAAAAUGGAGAUGAUGAAACCAUGGUUGACAAGGUGGACAGAGUCAUAGCUGGCAUCAUUAAUCAAAGCACCGGAGAGAUUUUUUCAAUCUUCCAGUCAAUUUAUAAAGGCCUUAUUGACUAUGACACUGGAAUGCGAUUACUGGAGAGUCAGCUUGUUUUAUCGGGUCUAAUUUCACCAGAUUCAGGAAAGAGUUUUGACUUUGAAGAAGCAAAAGCCCACCAAAUUGUUGAUGAACAAGCUAUACUUCAACUACAAGGCUUGCAGAAUGCUAAAAAGAUAAUUUCAGAAUCACAAUUAACAACACUCCCAGCUAUAGCUGCUUUGGAACAAGGUCUAAUUUCAGAACCUCUGGUUAUUAAAAUUCUUGAGAUUCAGCUUUCCAGAGGGCAUCUAACGAUACCAGCCACAGGAGAACAGCUGACUUUGCACAAAGCUUUCCAGAGGAACUUGAUUUCAGCACCAUUAUAUACGAAGCUCCUAGAAAGAAAUGAUAGUUGCAGAGACCUUAUUGACCCUAAUACUGCAGAAAAGAUCUCCCUUGAGGAGUUGCUUGAAAGAACCAUAGUACAUAAAGAAACAGGUUUGAGGCUCUUACCUGUGAUCCCUCAAGAGGGAGGCACAAUAAUGCUGCAAUGUGGAAGAAAGAUAACUAUUUUGAGAGCAGCUCAUGAAGGACUGAUAGAGAAGGACACCAUGAUCAGGCUGUUAGGGGCUCAGUUACUUUCAGGAGGGUUAAUUCACCCAGAUGCAGGACACAGAAUGACUGUUGAGCAGGCCAUGAGAGAAGGGGUUAUUGAUCAGGAUGCUGCUUGUGCCAUUUUGACUCACCAGGUUCAGACAGGUGGGAUUGUGUCCCCAAGCUCAUCAGAACGUUUGACUAUAGACGAAGCUGUACAGUGCAACUUAAUAUCCUCUAGUAGUGCCCUACUGGUACUCCAGGCACAGCAGGGCUUCAUGGGACUAAUCUGGCCACACAGUGGGGAAAUAUUUCCUGUUUCUACAUCUUUGCAUCAAGGCAUGAUACCAAAUGAGCUAGCCUGCAAAAUUCUAAAUGGGCGGCAAAAAAUAGCAGCACUUUAUAUUCCAGAAACAGGCGAGGUGAUCAGCCUGGAUAAUGCUACCCAGCGAGGAGUAAUAGAUGGUAAUACUGCAUCUAUUUUGAAUAGUGUGUCCCUACCUGACAAAAUGCCUACUAUGGAUGAUAUACCAUUCCCUUUGAAAAUGACUGCAACUUGGCUAUCAUCUUAUCAUCUCCACCCAUCUAUCCAACAUGACCAUGGAAAGGAUGUAGAUCCCGCUGACAUCAGAAAGCCCAUACCUAACAGUGCAGAACAAACGCAAAAGCUAUUCACUUCUUAUCUAAUGAUAAACAGUUGUAUGGACACAACUACGGGGCAGAGACUUUUGUUGCAUUGUGGUGACUUAAAGGAGAUGGUCAGCUUGUUAAGAGAUAGAAAUGAUUCUGAGUUUAGUGCCGUUCAUAUUGAAGGAUGGUUUCGGGAGUCUUAUGUAAAUACAAAAGGGUCCAGUCUUGAGCAGUGGCCUGAAAAUGUGGUGCUUAGCUGUUUCGCCAGCAAUACUGCAGGUCGACAAACAAGUGUCCAAAAAAUUUAUUAUGACAAUACUGGGGAAGAGUAUUGGAAAGAUCACCAAAAUAGCAAAAGUGCAGGGGGAAAUGAUUUCCCUGUUGUGGCUGUUGACUUGGAGCAACGAGAAUGUGCCCUGAGGGCUGUAUCUUGUAAACAGGAAGUUGAAUCAGGAAAGGUAGCCAGUACAAAUCCAUAUCCUGAAAAAGAAAAUGUAUUAGGAAGUUUGCUAGAACAUUCUGAACAAAUACCAGUGGACCUACAUGAAAACGUAACCGAACAAGCAAAACCUGGAAAUGAUGAAGUAUGUCUUUUAAACUAUUCACAAACAAGUCUUCCUUUGACAUUAACUGAAGAUAGCAUUUAUAUUGAAGGGGAAAGAAAGAUGAAGGACAACAAUUCUACAGGAGAUUUUAAAAAAGGUUGGGAUGUAAAUGAUCCUUCAGCUAUUAAUUCAGGAGAAGUUCAAGGGAGCAAUGAUAUUUCACAUGUCAUGGUCAAUAGCAUGCAGAAAUGCAUGCCUGAUAAUUUGCAGACUAAAGAAGAAAUUGUAUUUAUGAAAGAAGAUGCAGUAAAAGAUGUCUGUCAGGAUAGUUUAUGCACCAGCAUGGAACCUGGCACUAAAUGCUUAAGUGAACCUACUGAAUUAGGGGCUUGUAAUGAGGGUGGGAUGUUGUGUUUAGAAAGUAACACCACUUCACUGUUGCAUGAUCUUAAUUACAGUAAUCGUGGAUCUUCUUUAGAAGUCUUCACUGAUAAGAAUAGCAAGUUACCUUUAGAAGACCAUUCUAUAAUGCAUGGCGCGUAUCUACUGAAAGAUCUCAUGAAUAGUAAACCACCACAAGAAGGGCUUCCAAAUAUCUAUGACAAUUCACUGUUGGAAGACCCUGCUAAUAAAUCUACAGGAAGAUUGGAAGGCCAUACUAAUUUGCAAGAUAUGCCACUCUUGGAACAUAGAGGCCAUACACAUGAUAGCCCAUCAAUGGAAGACUACACCAAUAACUCUAGUAUGCCAGUGCUAAAAAAACAUACUUUUCCCAAUAAUGAUCCACUGCUAGAAGACAAAACCACUUUGACUAAUGAAUUAUUGCAGGAACAUCAGAUUGAAAAUGAGACAUCUCUGAAAAUCAUUGCUUUCAAUGAUAUACAACCAUCCAUAGAUAAAACUAAUUUACAUUGUGCAUCACUGUAUGGCCAUCCCAUCAGUUCUGAUGGGGUACCACUGCUGGAAUAUCCUAUUGAAGAUAAAUACGUUGGACUGCGUCAGCAAGAUUAUACUGUUACUCAUUCUGGCCUACCAUUGGAAGAAAACAUAGAUACAAAUGCUGGGCUCCCAGUGGAAGUCGGAACUGAAGCUCUUGGUGGAUCAUCUGUUAUUAUUAGUUCUGAUAGCCAACGGAGAUCACCUCUGGAAGUCAGUAUGAAUGUUGAUAUAUUAAUGAUGCAGAAUGUCUCAUCUUUGGAUGACAAUAGGGCAACAUUGUCAAGUGGCAGAUUAGUUCUGGAAGGCAGUAAAUUUAAGCCUCCUGAGCCUCUGCAUGAAAGAGAAAGCCACAUUUUACAGUUAGAAAAUAAUAAUGACUAUAAAGACAGCAAAUAUCCUAGUAGUGCAGCUCCACAUAAAGAAAGCUUUGAGGCCUGUGAUACUAUACAGAUUGGCUGUGACAAUGGCAGUCUUUAUAAUGUUGCCGAAAUUGACAAGGUUGAUUCCUUUGCUGUUAAGGAAGAUGUUGGGGGAAAGUGUAGUGUAGUAGACAUAGAGGGCAAAGCAGACAGGCCAAUAAGUAUACAAGAAGCAAAACCUUCUGAGAUUGACCUGAAUAACAAAGGAUGUAUUCUGUGCUUUGGUGAAUUAGGUGACACUGAUACCUUGGAAAUUAUAAAUAUGGAAGCAUUUCAUGGAAAGAUAUUAGACACUGUUUUAGAAGAGGCAGCAGAAGGCAUUGGAGAUGUUGGGGGAAAGGGUCAGGAGAAGGGAAGUGAAGGGACUUACUUAAAUCUUCUGCAUGAAGUUGAAGUGCAAAGAGGUGGGCAUGAGGACACUGACAUGAAAGAGGACAGUGAUGCUGAUGAGAGUGAACAUGAAAGCAUAUGUGAGGGUAGUGAAAAUAAUGAAGAGGAGGAUUUUGAAGGUUAUGAUUAUAUGGACUUUGAUUAUAAUACGUCUGAUGGCACAGAUUACGAGGAUGAGGAAGUUAUGGAAAUGCACUACUCACUGUACCAUGAUAAACACACUGGAGUCCAAGUAACUGCAUUUUCAGAGGCAACAGAAAGCAAGAAUAUACACGGGGAAGACAACUUGCUCUUGAAGUUAAAAAGUAGUUUUGAAAACAACAGUGUUGCUCAGUAUCAGAACUUAGUUGAUGUUGCUGAAGAAAGUAUUCAUGAUGACCUUCCUUGUAAAAGUAAAGAUGAAAGACAGCCAGAAGCUGAACAGGUAUCUGAACCUUUUAUGGAAAACAAGAUUUUGUUGCAUAGUAGUAAAAUCACCCAGUUGGGCACAAGCAAUGGUGUGGCAUCAGAGAUUGUAUCUGAAUCAGAAGAUAUACAGGCUGAGCUGGAUGUAACUUCUCAAAUCAGCUUAUGCGCUGACCACAGCAAACCUAGAGUAUCUGACAACAUGUCAGUGCCAUGUUCAGACUGUGAGAAAACACAGAAAAUAGAAGCUGGAACAUUAGGUACUCCUAAACAAAAUAGAAAUGGAGUAUGCAUUCCGAUGGGAAAUAAUUCCCUGGAAUCAAGUGAAAAUGAAUUGAGGAAAAGCCCUGGAGAGACCGGUUCAUUACAUAUGAAAAACGGUUUUGAUGAUCUUCUCUUAUGUGAUAAAAAAUUAAAUCUUAGCCAAGAUUCAAAUGAAACAACAUUAGCUAAAUCUUCUAAUGGCUUUGCUACAGAUGAAUCAGUGGACCAUACAAAGGAGUUUGACCUUUCUACUUAUUUAAAGCAAUGUGCAAAAGAUGUAAAACUGAGAGAGGAUGGUUCAUAUUCUCUUAAGGAAGUUGCAAGAGAUCAAGAAGAUAUACAGAACACAAAGGAGCAAAUGCUAACCAGCAAUGUAAACAAUGAGAAACAGCAUUUAGGAGAACUGUACUCCAAAGUGCAAUCUUCUUCUGCAUCAAUUAUGCCAGAACCUUUGGAAGCUACAGCUAGAAAACAAAGAGAGAUUACUGUUGACUCCAAAGUAUAUCAUGCUCAAACCCAAAGCUACAAAUGUGACUUUAACAAUAUAGAGAAUCUGGAAGCAGUUGAAGUACUAGGUAACACGGCUCAAACUGUUUCUGAGGAACAUAUACAUAUAACAUCUUGUAAUGUAUUAGACAACAAGGAUGAUAACCAGUAUAGCACUGAGCAGAAAGCACAUGAAACAGAGGUCAGUCACACUGGUGUGAGAAAUACUAAUGAAAGUAUUCUAGAACAUAAGUCUGCUUUUGCAGAAAAAAGCAUCAGGGGGGAAAUGCAGCUAUCACAAAAAGAUGUGUUUCCUCAUUUUCCCCCAGUAGAGGAACACAAAGUACAUUCUUUGGAAGGGUUUGCUACAUUACCUGCAGGCUUAACAAAUAUACUAAAAGGCAAAUUAAAAGAUGGCCAUGUCUACCAUAUGCUGCAAGAUGAACCUUUAAGUUACAUUGGCACAAGAGCUUUAAUGCAAAAUCUACUCAAAAUGGUUAACUCCACACACUUGGAAAAUGAGUCUAGUCAAUACAAUGCCACAAAUACAAGUAAUAAUACUAGUAGUGCCUCAGUGGCCUCCUCACUGUGCAUAAAUGGAAAUAAAUGUAAUACUGCUCCAUAUCUUUGGUUUGAUAAUAGAAGUCCUGAUCUCUUACUUGAUAUAUUGAAGCAAGACCAUUGCAGUCAAAUAACUGAUGGCACGCAUGGAACAAUGGAUGAGAAGGCCCAGAUUGAAAGAGAUUGGGAAGAAAAAACUGCAGUUUCUUCUACAUCGAUUGCUUCUCAGCUUGAUCAUACCUUUCCCAACUCAAAUGGAGCUGGAAGUUCUUCAGGCUUGGAAGUGGAAGCUAUUGCAGAGGGUUCUCCCACAUGCAAUAAAGCUCUUGCUUUGAAUGGAGACUGCCGGUCUGGAGUGCCAAACUGUCGACCAAAAAGAUUCACUGAUGAUGAUUUGGAAUUGAAGGACUCCGUACCAGGAACUGAUGCAAAGAGUAGAUUAUCCAGUGGUAUGCCACAGUAUUCUCAGUGCACAAAGAAUCUAAGAAGACACUUGACAGUAGUUCAAGAUAUGAAAUUUCUUUUAAAUGAUCUGCAACCCAUCAGUACUGACUUGGAAGCCCUAAAAGUACAACUUGAACAGUUAGAGUCAUUUGAAUCAGGACUGGCUGGCUUUGCUGUUAUUUUGAGGAAAGAUAUGAAGUUGGCAGAAGAGUUUCUUAAAUGUCAGCACAAGGAUGUACCUAAAGAGCAACUUGAGGAUCUAAAAGAAAACUAUGAACAUUUGGAGAAGGAUUUCUUUGUGGUCUGUGAAAUGUCUUCAAAACGAGCGAAACAAAUCGUCCUUGCAGUAGAUUCUGAGAUGGUUAAACUUGCAGCAUUGCAUCAAGAACACUUAGUCAAGCUUCAGGAGUCAACAGACUGGAUCAUGGGGAAGAUUGAAACCAUGAAUAACCUCAAGGUGGAUAUGUGUGAUAUAGAAGAUAUGAAGCAAACAUUUCAGUUAUUCAAGGACCUAGAAAAAGAGCUUAGGUGUCAAAAGGUGCAGCUGGAAUCCACAGCACUUGAUGUUCAGUUCUUCAUUUCUGAACAUGCCCAAGAUCUUUCUCCAAAUCAGAGCAAACAGCUCCUGAGGCUCUUAAAUUCUACCCAGAAGCAUUUCCAAGAAGUGCAAGAAGCAAUAAGAUCUCAACUGGACCAUUUAGAAACUCAGUUACAGACAGCACAAGUUCUUGUUGAACAGAAGUACUUGGAAGAACAGCACCAGGAAUUCAAAGAAAAGCUACAGGAUAUAUGUGACCUCCUAACGCAGACAGAAAACCAGCUCAUUGGCCACAAAGAAGCCCUUGUUAUUGAGGACAGCAAGGCUGAGUUGCAGCAAUAUCAAGCCAAACAAGAGAAAUUACAGAAAGAUAUGCAAGCAAAUACACAAGCCUUGGCAGAAAUUGUGAAAAAUACGGAGAUGUUCUUGAAAGAAAAUGGGGAAAAGCUGUUGCAGGAAGACAAGACUGCUCUUGAAAAAAAGCUCAAUGAAGCCAAGACAAAGUGUUUACUGCUUAGCCAGAAGGCAGAAGAAUCCAGAAAAGAGCUAGAUAAAGCUGUGACAACAGCCAUCAAGCAGGAAACAGAAAAGGUUGCAGCCAGAGAACAGCUGGAAGAGAGUAAGAGUACAAUAGAAAAACUUCUGGACUGGUUGUCAAAUGUUGACAAAGAGGCUGAACAUGUGGGCAAGAAAUUCAAGCCAGCAAUCAAGCAGAAUGGCACCCAUUUCAAAAGAGAGGAUGUGGAGAGUUUGGCUGGAGAAGAAGAUGAAGUCAAUGGUAACUUGCUAGAAAGCCAGCAACAGAAUGAAACUGAUGUGGAUGGGCAGCUGAAACCAACAGAGGAUAACCUCAACAAGCAAUAUCAGAAAGUCAAGGCUCAACAUGAAAAAAUUAUUUCACAGCAGCAAGCUGUCAUAAUAGCCACACAGUCAGCUCAAGCCCUACUUGAAAAGCAAGGCCACCAUCUUUCUCCAGAGGAAAAAGAAAAGAUUCAAAGGAAUAUGAAGGAACUGAAGGUCCAGUAUGAAACUGCUUUAGCAGAAUCAGAGCAGAAACUGAAGUUAACACGUUCUCUGCAGGAGGAGCUUGAAAAGUUUGAUGCAGAUUAUGGUGAGUUUGAAAGCUGGCUCCAGCAGGCAGAGCAAGAACUUGAAAAUUUGGAGACUGGUGUGUCUGACUUCAGCGGUAUUAUUUUCAAACUGAAAAGGCAGAAGAGUUUUUCAGAAGAUGUCAUUUCUCACAAAGGGGACUUACGGUACAUCACCAUUUCUGGACAGAGAGUAUUAGAUGCUGCUAAAUCAUGUAACAAAAGAGAAAGUGUCAAAUAUGAGAAAGAAGGUAUUGAUACUUCAUCAACUUACACGGAGGUACAGAAUAAGCUGGAUAGUGCAACUGGCCGCUUUAAAUCUCUCUACUCUAAGUGCAGUAUUGUUGGAAACAACCUCAAAGACCUGGUAGAUAAAUACCAGAAUUAUGAGGAUGCCUCAUCUGGGCUUCUCUCUGGACUCCAGGCCUCUGAAGAAGCUGUGAAUAAACCCUUGUCUGAGGCAGUUGCUGUGGAUCCAAAAAAUCUCCAGAGGCAGCUAGAAGAAACCAAGAUGCUUCAGGGGCAAGUGUCCACUCACCAGGUUGCUGUAGAGAAACUGAAAAAGGCAGCCGAAGUGCUUUUAGACACAAGAGGAGAAUUACUACCAGAUAAAGAGGAAAUCCAGAAAACACUGGAUACCAUUGUGGAUAAGUAUAACCAUUUAUCCAAAGCAGUGAAUGACCGAAAUGAGAAACUCCAGAUCACUCUGACACGUUCAUUAAGCGUUCAAGAUGGAUUGGAUGAAAUGCUUGAUUGGAUGAAUGGUGUUGAGAAGAGCCUUGAGGAGCAAGGUCAUGUGCCUUUGAAUUCUUCUGCUAUUCAAGAUGUCAUUAGUAAAAGCAUUGCACUGGAACAAGAUAUUGCAGGUCGUCAAAGCAGUCUAAAUGCCAUGAAAGAAAAGGUGAACAAAUUCAUGGAAACAACAGAUCCAUCCACUGCAUCCUCUUUACAAACUAAAAUGAAUGAACUUUCUGCACGAUUUUGUGAAGCCAGUCACAAACACAAGAAAAAACUGGAAAAGAUGGAGGGAUUGAAGACCAAAGUGGAGCUGUUUGAGUCUCUCUCUGACAAAUUUCAGUCAUUCUUAGACAAGAAGACUCAGGCUCUCAGUGAGGCCGAUGUCCCAGGAAAGGAUGUUACUGAAAUGUCACUAUAUAUGCAGGAAACCAACACGGAGCUGAUGGAGCAGAAAAAAGAUCUUGAAGUUUUGCAACACCUCAUUGAAGAACUUUCUCCUCAUGCUCUUCCUGGAGACAAGUCAUUAGUGUUAGAAAAAGUAAAUGCCUUGUCAAAGAAGUUCAGGGAAAUGGAAGAGGCUGUACGAGAAAAAGAAGAGGAUGUGUCCUCCUGCCAACAGCAGAUGGAUUCAUUCAAGCUUCAUGUAGAAGCUUUGAAGAAAUGGAUGGAAGAGAUGGCAGAGAGAAUUCCAGCUACACAACCCUCUUUAAAUCCUGACAGUUUAAAGAAACAUUUGCAAAAUGCCAAGAAUUUGGAAGAUGAAUGGAUUUCAAAGGCACCUGAAAUUCAGAAAAUGACUUCCAGAGGAACAGCGUUAUGUAACCUAAUCAGUUCUGUGACUUCUCCUGCAAAGUCAAGAGGAGUAAAAUCUGCUGUAAGUGGAACUGUGUUAAAUGGUGAAGGAACAGCUACAGAUACCCAGGGUUUCCUUAGAAACAAAGAACUGACCACUGUCCAACAGGACAUGUCAGCUGUAAGUCAUAGUUAUGAUGAUUUGGGAGCAACACUGAAGGAAAAAAGAUCAGAACUGGAAUCCAUGCUUUCAGCUAUGCAAAACAUUCAAGAAGAAUCAAAUUCAAUGAUGGGUUGGCUCCAGAAAAUGGAUACGGCGGCAGCAAAAUGGGAAGCAACUCUUCUUGACAGUGAAGCAGUUAAAGAACAAGUGGAGCAACAUAAGCUAUUUGAAACAGAAUUGAAACAGAACGAGAAUAAAGUGCAAGAGCUGAAGGACAGAGUCACAGAGCUGUUGGAGAAAGACCCAGACUCCCCUGAGGUGUCCAAAUGGAAGCAGAUGUUGGAUAAAAUAGAUUCCAAGUGGAAGGAACUCAGCCAGGUAACAGCUGACAGACAGAAAAAACUGGAAGAGUCAUCAAAUUACCUGACCCAGUUUCAGACAGCCGAAGCUCAGUUAAAACAGUGGCUUGUGGAAAAGGAGCUAAUGGUCAGUGUACUUGGACCACUUUCAACGGAUCCAAACAUGUUGAAUACGCAGAAGCAGCAAGUUCAGAUUCUGCUUAAAGAGUUUGACACUCGAAAACCCCAGUAUGAGCAGUUAACUACAGCAGGGCAAGGGAUACUGAAAAGGCCGGGGGAGCACCCACCUUCUCAUGAAACGGUGAGGCAGCAGCUGGCCGCUGUAGCACAUAAAUGGGAUGGCUUAACAGGACAACUGAGUGACCGAUGUGGCCGAAUUGAUCAAGCCAUUAUCAAAAGCACAGAAUACCAAAGUCAUCUAAGAAGACUCUCUGAGAAACUUAGUGCCUUGGAUAAUAAACUCAGCAGCAGCCUGGCUGUAAGUACAGACUCUGAUCCUGUGAAGCAACAACUGGAAGUGGCCAGAGAAGUGAAACAAGAAAUAGAACAGGAAAUGCGGAAUAUAAAUGCUGCUCAGGCUCUGUGUGAGGAAUUGUCGGUGCUGGUAGCAGAAGAUUACUUGAAAGCAGAACUUACUAGGCAAUUAGAUGGUGUCUUAAAGCCCUUUAAGGAUAUGGAGCAAAAAGCAGGCAAUCACAUUGAACAACUUCAGUCAGCCUAUGCUAGUUCUCAUCAGUUUCAGCAAAUGUCUAAGGACUUUCAGGCCUGGCUGGACAAAAAGAAAGAAGAACAGACUCAGUCUCACCCCAUCUCUACCAAGCUGGAGUCUCUGUGGUUAUUAAUUGAUGAUCAAAAAGAGUUCAAGGCGACCUUGUCUGACCAGACUGGUUCCUAUGAAAAAAUAAUUGCAGAAGGCGAAAGUCUGCUCCAGAAGACUCAAGGGACUGAGAGGGCAGAGCUGCAGUCCCAGCUGAACUUGCUCAAAGGUAACUGGGAUGAGAUGAACAAGCAAGUUAAAGAAAGGCAAGAUCAGUUAAAUGAUUGUCUGGAAAAAGCCCUCCGAUACAAAGAGCACGUAGAGAACUUACAGCCCUGGUUAGCAAAGUGCCAGAGCAACCUGGCUGGAAUCAAAAUGAGCAUAGAGCCUGCUGAGCUAGAAAAUUCCAUUGCUCAGGUGAAGACCUGGCAGAAGAAUUUGGACAAACACCAUGGGCUGGUGGAGCUGCUGAGUAAUGCAGCUGAAGCUUUGGUCAAUGCCUGUCAGACAGAUAAAGACAUUAUUGGAGAGGAAAAGAUGCUGUUGAUCCAGCAAGUAGACGUGGUCACCGAACAAUUGCAUGCUAAGAGAGAAGGUUUGGAAAAGAUGUAUCAGAGACUAAAAGAGUUUCGAGAAUCAUCCAAGGAAGUGAAAGAGCAGCUUACGAACGCCAGAGAGCAGCUGGAGGCUCAUGAUGCUCUCAAACCCCAGACUUACAGCAACAAACACUUGACAGUGAUGCAGGCGCAGCAGAAAGCACUUCAGGCGGUGAAGACUCAAGUGGACCAGGCAAAAAAGCUUGUCCAGGAGCUGGUGGUGGAUGCUUCAGAUUCAUCGGGUGUUUCUGAACUCUUGUUGAAAGCAGAGGCACUAGAAGAAGAAUAUUGUACCAUCAGCCAACAGACGGAAGACAGAUGCUCCUUCCUGGAGACUAAACUCCAGGGAAUUGGCCAUUUCCAGAACACCAUUCGAGAGAUGUUUUCUCAGUUUGCAGAGUUUGAUGAUGAGCUGGACAGUAUGGCCUCUGUGGGCAGGGAUCUUUCCAUACUGCAGUCACAACGAGAGGCUAUCAAAACUUUCCUGAAAAAAUUGGAAGAUCUGAUAACCAGUAAUGAAAAUGCAAACAAAACCUGUAAAGCAAUGUUAGCAAAUGGAGCUGAAACCUCUCCUGAUGUUGCGGGUAUCAAAAGAGACUUGGAGGCUUUAAAUAAGCAGUGCAAUAAGUUGCUGGAUAGAGCCAGAGCCAGAGAGGAACAGAUUGAGGGGACUGUUAACCGUAUUGAAGAAUUCUACAGUAAACUAAAGGGAUUUUCGGAACUGCUCAGGGAAGCUGAGGAACACGAAGAGUCCCAAGGUCCUGUUGGAAUGGAAACAGAAACUAUUAAUCAACAGCUGAGUAUAUUCAAGGUAUUUGAGAAAGAAGAGAUUGAACCACUGCAGGUUAAGCAACAGGAGGUAAAUUGGUUGGGUCAAGGCCUUAUUCAGAGUGCUGCUAAAAACACUAGCACUGAUAACCUUGAGUGUGAUCUUGAGGAUGUUAACACAAGGUGGAAAACUCUCAACAAAAAGGUUGCUCAGAGGGCAGCCCAAUUGCAAGAAGCAUUACUCCACUGUGGGAGGUUCCAAGAUGCUCUUGAAUCUCUACUUAGCUGGCUCAUUGACACAGAAGAUCUUGUGGCUAAUCAAAAGCCUCCAUCUGCUGAGUUUAAAGUUGUGAAGGCCCAAAUACAGGAACAGAAACUUCUUCAGAGAUUGCUGGAUGACCGCAAACCCACUGUUGAACUAAUCAAGCGUGAAGGGGAGAAAAUUGCAGAGUCAGCAGAGCCCGCUGAUAAAGAGAAGAUCUUGAAACAGCUGAGCCUCCUGGAUAGCAGAUGGGAUGCAUUGCUCGAUAAAGCGGAAAUGAGGAAUCGUCAGUUGGAAGAUAUCUCAGCGGUAGCACAGCAGUUCCAUGAAACAUUAGAACCACUGGUUGAGUGGUUAACCACCACUGAGAAGAGGCUUUCAAAUUCAGAACCCAUUGGAACACAAGCUUCCAAACUACAACAACAAAUUUCUCAGCAUAAAGCCUUAGAGGAAGACAUCAUCACUCGCAAUCCAAAUUUACAGCAAGCUAUUAGUAUUGGUCAGGCUUUAAAGACAUUUUGCUCCAGGGAAGAUAAAGAUAUGGUGCAGGAGAAACUAGAUUCUUCCGAAGCCCGAUACACUGAGAUUCAAGAGAAAAGCAGCAGUAGGGCUGAACUUCUCCAGCAAGCGUAUUGUAAUGCUCAGAUAUUUGGAGAGGAUGAAGUUGAACUGAUGAAUUGGCUGAAUGAAGUUCAUGAGAAACUGAGCAAACUGGCAGUCCAAGACUACAAUACUGACUUUCUUGUGAAACAACAUGCUGAAAUGCUGGUUCUUCAAGAAGAGAUUCUGCUUAGAAAGCAAAAUGUUGAUCAGGCUAUACAAAAUGGUUUGGAACUUCUCAAGCAAACUACAGGUGAUGAAGUAGUCAUAAUUCAAGAUAAAUUGGAAGGCAUUAAAGCGAGGUACAAGGACAUCACCAAGCUGAGUUCUGAUGUCUCCAAGACUUUAGAGCAGGCUUUGCAGCUUUCAGGUCAGCUGCAUUCAACUCAUGAGGAGCUCUGCACUUGGCUUGACAAAGUUGAAGUGGAAUUGCUUUCAUAUGAUACUCAGAUACCCAAAGGUGAAGAGUUGACUCAAGCACAAGAAAGACAAAAGGAACUGAAAAAAGAAGCAAAAGACAAUAAAAGCUUAUUGGACACUCUCAAUGAAGUCAGCAGUGCUUUGCUAGAACUGGUGCCAUGGAGAGCAAGGGAAGGGAUUGACAAAAUGGUAACAGAAGAUAACAAACGGUACAGAUCAGUGACGGACACGAUAACGCAGAAAGUGGAAGAGAUUGAUGCUGCUAUUUUAAGAUCACAGCAGUUUGAUCAAGCAGCUGAUACUGAAUUAGCUUGGGUGGAGGAAACAGAAAAAAAGCUGAUGUCUCUGGGUGAUAUUAGGCUUGAACGUGACCAGACCACUGCUCAGCUACAGAUUCAGAAGGCGUUUACCAUGGAGAUUUUAAAACACAAGGAUACAGUAGAUGAACUGGUUGCAUCCGGGGAUGAGAUUAUGAAGACAUGCACAGAAGAGGAGAAACAAACUAUGAAGAAGAAACUGGAAAGCCUCUUACAGAAAUAUGAUGUGCUCUGUCAAAUGAACUCUAAGCGGAACUUGCAGCUAGAACGGGCUCAGUCUUUGGUUAGCCAGUUCUGGGAGACUUAUGAAGAGAUUUGGCCAUGGUUAACUGAAACAGAAACAGUCAUCUCGCAGCUUCCAGCUCCAGCUCUUGAAUAUGAAACUCUAAAGCAACAGCAAGAAGAACAUCGGCAACUGCGAGAGUUGAUUGCUGAACACAAGCCUCAUAUAGAUAAGAUGAACAAAACUGGACCUCAGCUUCUGGAGCUGAGCCCACAAGAAGGAUUUUCAAUCCAAGAAAAAUAUGUAGCAGCUGAUGCCCUUUACAGUCAAAUUAAAGAAGAUGUCAAAAAGCAAGCUCAGGCACUGGAUGAAGCCAUUUCUCAGUCUACACAGUUCCAUGACAAGAUAGAUUCGACCAUUGAGAGUCUGGAGCGCAUUGUUGAACGUUUGAGGCAGCCGCCCUCCAUUUCAGCUGAAGUUGAGAAGAUUAAAGAACAGAUUGGUGAAAACAAAAAUGUGUCUGUAGAUCUGGAAAAACUUCAACCUGUGUAUGAAACGCUCAAACAGCGUGGGGAGGAAAUGAUUUCCCGUUCAAAAGGAGCUGAUAAGGACAUAUCUGCUAAAGUGGUUCAAGAUAAGCUGGACCAAAUGGUCUUCAUCUGGGAAGACAUCCAUACCCUCGCUGAGGAAAGGGAAGCAAAAUUGCUUGAUGUUAUGGAACUGGCAGAGAAGUUCUGGUGUGACCAUAUGGGUCUUGUAGCCACUAUUAAAGAUACUCAGGAUUUUAUCAGGGAACUAGAAGGACCUGGGAUUGAUCCAUCUGUGGUGAAACAGCAACAAGAAGCAGCAGAGUCUAUCAAAGAAGAAAUAGAUGGGCUACAAGAAGAACUAGAUGCUGUUGUGAACCUUGGCUCUGAACUCAGAGUGGCAUGUGGAGAACCUGACAAACCUUUAGUGAACAAGAGCAUAGAUGAGCUCAAUUCUGCUUGGGAUGCUCUAAAUAAAACAUGGAAGGAGCGUGUUGACAAGCUUGAGGAAGCUAUGCAGGCUGCCGUUCAGUAUCAAGAUGGUUUGCAGGCUAUAUUUGACUGGGUGGAUAUUGCUGGCAGUAAAUUAGCUUCAAUGUCCCCAGUUGGGACAGACAUAGAAACAGUGAAACAGCAAACAGAAGAACUGAAGCAAUUUAAGACAGAAGCCUAUCAGCAACAGAUAGAAAUGGAACGACUGAACCAUCAAGCAGAGCUGUUGUUGAAGAAGGUGACAGAGGAAAGCGAUAAGCAUACUGUACAAGACCCCUUGUCUGAACUUAAGUUGUUGUGGGAAACCCUGGAGGAUAAAAUUGUUAGCCGCCAGCAUAAGUUAGAAGGUGCAUUACUGGCUUUGGGGCAAUUCCAGCAUGCCCUGGAUGAGUUGCUGACAUGGCUGACACAUACAGAAGACCUUCUAAAUGAACAGAAGCCUGUGGGUGGUGACCCCAAGGCCAUUGAAAUUGAACUGGCCAAACACCAUGUGCUGCAAAAUGAUGUCUUGGCUCACCAGUCCACUGUGGAAACAGUUAAGAGAGCAGGAAAUGACCUGAUUCAGUCAAGCGCUGUUGAAGAAGCAAGCAAUCUACAAAGCAAGCUGGAACUUCUGAAUCAGCGGUGGCAAAAUGUCUUGGAAAAAACAGAAAAAAGGAAACAGCAGCUGGACAGUGCUUUGAUCCAGGCCCAAGGUUUCCAUGGUGAAGUUGAAGAUCUGCAACAAUGGCUGACAGAAACCGAACGUCAGCUUUUGGCAUCGAAGCCUGUUGGUGGUUUACCAGAGACUGCGAGAGAGCAGCUUAAUACCCAUAUGGAACUCUGUGCUGCCUUUGAAGCCAAAGAAGAAAUAUACAAGUGCCUGAUGCAAAAAGGCCUGCAGAUGCUAGGAAGAUGCCCAGAGACUAUUGAAACAAAUGUUGAGCAAGACAUUAAUAACCUUCAAGAAAAAUGGGAAUCGGUAGAAACAAAGCUCAGUGAAAGAAAAAUCAAACUGGAAGAAGCCCUCAGCUUGGCAAUGGAGUUCCACAACUCACUGCAGGACUUCAUCAACUGGCUUACUCAAGCCGAGCAAACCUUGACAGUGGCUUCUCGGCCAAGUCUUCUUUUGGACACUGUCUUGUUUCAAAUUGAUGAGCACAAGGUCUUUGCCACUGAAGUGAAUGCCCACCGUGACCAGAUUAUAGAGCUGGACAAAACUGGAACACACCUGAAAUACUUCAGCCAGAAACAGGACGUUGUCCUCAUUAAGAAUCUGCUGAUCAGUGUCCAGAGUAGAUGGGAAAAAGUAGUUCAGCGUUUAGUGGAAAGAGGAAGAGCUUUGGAUGAUGCGAGGAAGCGUGCCAAGCAGUUCCAUGAAGCCUGGAACAAACUUAUGGAAUGGCUGGACGAUUCAGAAAAGACUUUGGAUGCAGAGCUUGAAAUUGCAAAUGAUCCAGAUAAAAUUAAGAUGCAGCUUACCCAGCAUAAGGAUUUCCAGAAAGCUCUUGGAGCCAAACAUUCUGUGUACGACACCACAAAUAGAAGUGGGCGUUCCUUAAAAGAAAAAACUUCACUUGCUGAUGACAAUCUGAAACUGGAUGAUAUGCUGAGUGAACUCAGAGACAAAUGGGAUACAGUCUGUGGAAAAUCUGUAGAAAGACAAAACAAACUGGAAGAAGCCCUGCUGUUUUCUGGGCAAUUUACUGAUGCUCUUCAGGCUCUCAUAGACUGGCUCUACAAAGUGGAACCACAGCUGGCGGAAGAUCAGCCCGUGCACGGAGACAUUGAUUUAGUGAUGAACUUAAUAGAUAAUCACAAAGUCUUCCAAAAGGAACUGGGGAAGAGGACAAGCAGCGUCCAGGCUCUGAAGCGCUCUGCCCGAGAACUGAUAGAAGGCAGCCGGGAUGAUUCCUCCUGGGUCAAGGUCCAAAUGCAGGAACUCAGCACUCGGUGGGAGACUGUGUGUGCAUUGUCUGUCUCCAAGCAAACACGGCUGGAGCAAGCACUCCAUCAGGCAGAAGAAUUCCACUCUGUUGUGCAUGUUCUUUUGGAAUGGCUGGCUGAGGCUGAACAGGCCCUUCGUUUCCAUGGUGUCCUCCCAGAUGAUGAAGAGGCACUGCGUGCACUAAUAGAUCAGCAUCGGGAAUUCAUGAAGAAACUGGAAGAAAAAAAGGCUGAACUAAAUAAAGCCACAGGUAUGGGAGAGGCGGUCCUGGCUAUCUGCCACCCAGACUCCAUCACGACCAUUAAGCACUGGAUAACAAUCAUCAGGGCAAGAUUUGAAGAGGUGUUAGCAUGGGCAAAGCAACACCAGCAGAGAUUGGCAGGAGCCCUGGCUGCACUUAUCGCUAAUCAGGAGUUGUUGGAAGCAUUAUUGUCCUGGCUUCAAUGGGCAGAGACCACACUUACUGAAAAGGACAAGGAGGUCAUUCCUCAGGAGAUUGAUGAUGUCAAGGCACUCAUAGCUGAACAUCAGACAUUCAUGGAGGAAAUGACCAGAAAACAGCCUGAUGUGGAUAAAGUUACUAAGACGCAUAAAAGGAAAGCGGCUGAAUCUGCUCCAGUCCAGUCUCAUAUUCCUGUCCUGGAUAAAGGAAGAGGAGGAAGAAAGCGUUCCCCCACGCCAAGCAUAUAUCCCUCAGGCGCACAGACCCAGAUUGAAACCAAGAAUCCACGGGUGAUCCUGUUAGUCAGCAAAUGGCAGCAGGUCUGGCUUCUGGCCCUGGAAAGAAGAAGGAAACUUAAUGAUGCUUUGGAUCGACUAGAAGAGCUGCGGGAAUUUGCCAACUUUGAUUUUGAUAUUUGGCGGAAAAAAUAUAUGCGGUGGAUGAACCAUAAAAAAUCUCGAGUCAUGGACUUCUUUAGGAGGAUAGAUAAAGACCAAGAUGGAAAAAUAACAAGACAAGAAUUUAUUGAUGGAAUUCUUUCUUCAAAGUUCCCUACUAGCCGAUUAGAAAUGAGCGCAGUAGCUGAUAUAUUUGACAGAGAUGGCGAUGGAUAUAUUGACUAUUAUGAAUUUGUAGCAGCGCUUCAUCCAAACAAGGAUGCAUACAAGCCUCUGACAGAUGCAGACAAAAUUGAGGAUGAGGUGACAAGGCAGGUAGCAAAAUGUAAAUGUGCAAAGCGAUUCCAGGUGGAGCAGAUUGGUGAUAACAAGUACCGAUUCUUCCUGGGAAAUCAGUUUGGUGACUCCCAGCAACUCCGUCUUGUCCGUAUUCUGCGGAGCACUGUUAUGGUUCGCGUUGGAGGUGGAUGGAUGGCGCUAGAUGAGUUCUUAGUGAAAAAUGAUCCUUGCAGAGUUCAUCAUCACGGGAGUAAAAUGUUACGUUCGGAAUCAAACUCUUCAAUUACUACUCAGCCUACUAUAGCGAAGGGGAGGACAAACAUGGAACUGCGUGAGAAGUUCAUUUUGGCAGAUGGAGCCAGCCAAAGUAUGGCUGCUUUCCGACCAAGGGGGCGUAGAUCACGGCCUUCUUCAAGGGGUGCUUCACCCAACAGAUCCACAUCUGUGUCAAAUCCACCUGCUCAAGGAACUCUGACACCAGCUGUUGCUACCAGUACACCCAAGACACUCCAUCAUUUAACACGCAACUAUGGUAAACCAUGGUUGAUAAACAGCAAAACGUCAUCUCCUUGUAAACCACCAGAGUGCUCUGAAUAUCAAGUGUCAUCCACAGAGGGUACCCCAAUGCGAGGGAGUAAACUUAGAUUGCCAGGAUAUCUAUCGGGAAAGGGCUUCCAUUCUGGGGAAGACAGUGGCCUAAUCUCAACAGCAGCUACAAGACUGAGGGCACAUUUUGCAGAUACACGAAAAACUCCAAGCAGGCCUGGAAGUCGAGCAGGAAGCAAGGCUGGCAGUAGAUCAAGCAGCCGCCGAGGCAGUGAUGCAUCUGACUUUGAUAUUUCAGAAAUCCAGUCCGUGUGCUCGGACACGUCAGAGACUGUUCAUACCCCAAGCAGACCGACCCCCCGGCCGAGUACUCGUUCAGCAUCCGCUAAGCCUUCCAAAAUUCCAGCUCCACAAAGAAGGUCACCUGCUAGUAAAUUAGACAAGUCCUCCAAGAGAUAAUGUGAUUGGCUCAGUCAAGGUCUUCUUUUCCCUGUGCAUUAAAUAUUUAAGUUUGUAAGAUGUAAAAUAUUCUGUAGAAAUUAUUGUGAAAUAUGACAAGAGUUGGAUUUUUUAAUUUUGCAGAUGGCCUUAUUUGUGUAUUUGUCUUGUUUAUUUUAUGUGUAUAAUUUUUGUCAAAGUUUCUUUUAUUUGUUUAUGCCAUAUCCCAUACGAACAGGGGGAAGAGAAUUUUUUAAUGUAAACUAACGGUUGUUUGCAGUAAUGUGUAGAGAGAUCACUAAAAGCAAUUUCUGAAUGUACAGUUACGUCUUUGCGUCCUAAGUCAACAAGGCCUGUUGCUUUGUCAUUAGGUUUAACAGUAAAGGAUACCUCAUAACUUUGUCUUAGUGCAAAUGAAAAAGACAAAAGGCAAAAUUAUGCAUUUUGGGCUAACAGAGUGGACACUAAAAGGCACGAGGCAGGGGUACUAAGAAGCAGAAGACACAGCAGUUAAUUAAAUCACAGUCUCCAGAGAACUCACUGAAAAAGUUACUUAAAGAGCACUUGCCAGUACUACGAUACUCCAAUAUCUUGCAGCAUUUUCUGUGCCAUUGCUUUAAAAGAGGCCAGACACAAUCUGGGUACUAGAAUUAUUACACUUGUAUAAGAAUGCCAGUAUAAUCUGCAUUCAUGUCAAUGUGAGGUUUUCUUUUGCUUGAGUGGAUGAUAGCACUGUAUCAUUGGACCCAUUUUAUAUCAAAGCAGUUUUGCUUGCAAAAAAGAAACGGGGUAAAAGAAAAAAAAUCUAUGAAAUAAAUCUUGUCCCUUCUC
Molecule: messenger RNA, 25554 nt
Organism: Hemicordylus capensis (graceful crag lizard)
Lineage: Eukaryota; Metazoa; Chordata; Lepidosauria; Squamata; Cordylidae
Gene: DST
Product: dystonin
Exons: 101
Coding region: 1570-24744 (7724 amino acids)
Biological process (GO): cytoplasmic microtubule organization; intermediate filament bundle assembly; hemidesmosome assembly
Cellular component (GO): cytoplasm; hemidesmosome; intercalated disc
Molecular function (GO): calcium ion binding; keratin filament binding; microtubule binding
Source: RefSeq, a predicted model, not a curated record